This is a messenger RNA of Pleuronectes platessa (European plaice), 4573 nucleotides long. RefSeq names its product asialoglycoprotein receptor 1. NCBI's taxonomy places the organism in Eukaryota, Metazoa, Chordata, Actinopteri, Pleuronectiformes, Pleuronectidae. Bases 2304 to 3608 code for a protein of 434 amino acids. The transcript is spliced from 8 exons. The record is from RefSeq and is a predicted model, not a curated record.
CACAGUGUGAGAUUUCUAAGAAAAGCUCAUCGAAGUAGAAAGCUCAGGUUCCUGCUAUUACUGUGCAGACCUGUGUGUGUGUGUGUGUGUGUGUGUGUGUGUGUGUGUGUGUGUGUGUGUGUGUGUGUGUGUGUGUGUGUGUGUGUGUGUGUGUGUGUGUGUGUGUGUGUGUGUGUGUGUCUGCUGUCUUUGCGACGUGCUCCUGGACGUUGAAGCUCAGUUUCAGGUUGAGUCCUCACAAGUGUAGAAACACACGCUGACCCCCUGAAGAUAAAAGCCUCCGUGAUAAUGUUGCUUCCUGCUGAGUCGUAAACAGGCGAUGAAGAUAAAGAGGAAGAGGAACCAUUAGCACAGAGUGUCGCUGCUUGUCCUCUGUAUGCAGCACACACACAGACACACACACACACACACAACUUUCUGUGUCCCUCAGCAGAUUGAUGUCUCUUAAAAGUCCUUUAAAUUCUGUUUGGACAUAUUUCUAAAACUAUAAAGAUUCAUAUAAACUAUUGUAUCUACCAUGAAUCCACAGCCACAACAUGUAACCUCCCAUGAAACCACAUUCAAAUUCAUUGCAGAUUCAAAUUUAUAUUUGGAUUUGCACUAAUUUACACUCACUCAUAAAUAUCAGUCCCAUAAAUCAGGUCUAAAAAUCAAGCAAAAAAAACUUCCUUCCUCACGAUGUUAAAGAAAGUUUAAAAAAAAAUCUGGAUCUGUAGUUUUUUAAAAAUCUUUUCUGAGGUUUUUGCAUCAACCUUCUGAUAAGCUCACAAACCAAAAAUACAAUUAAUAACUUUAUGGAAAAAGCACUUCUCAAAACAAAGCUACAGAAAAAAGAAUAACACAAAAGUGUAAAAGAAUAAAAACAGUUAACGUGUGAUCCCUUACAAUAAUAAAAACUAGAAUACAUCAUUCAUGAAUGUAAAAAUCACCAGAUAACUUUUCAUAAACGUUACAUAUGUGAUGUCCCAUAAUAAUCUGGGUUGGAUUUGAAGGUUUCAUCAGAUUGAAGCUGUUCCUUCUUCUCACACGAGUUUCCUGCAGCUCCUCGGGACUGAACCUCCUGCAGACACGAGCAUUGUGUGUCUUAUCUGCGCCUGUUGACACCAGAUGUCCUGCUGAUAGCUGCAUGUUUGACAUUUUACUGUAUCGCACAAUCACCAUUAAGUGAGAUAAACACAGGCAGCGUCUUGUGUCGUCUCCUCUUGAUGUUUGUAUCUGGGUCUCAAAGCUUCGUGUGGUUUUAUUUUCAUCCCUGAAGACGGGUAAACACUUCCUGGCCAUAAGUAUGUGGACGGCUGAACAUUAGAAUAAGUGAUUGUUUCAGCUCAUUUCAAACUGGUACAUUCAUUUCCCCGUGGAGCUGGUUCUGUUGAUGUUGAAUUUGUCGAGUUCGAGCAGAUCAGUCAAAGACUUUCUGGUUUUAUUUGACUCAUUGGUAAAGUGCAGUGACCGAGGGAACUCCACUCUCUGCCAAUGAAGAGAAACACAUGCAAAUAGAAAAAGACACGUGCAAAUUAAGAACACAAAUUCAUCAGUUACACAACACGCGAGCUGCAACAAGUGACAACACAUGCAAAUACAGAAACACGCUGCAAACAGGGGAAACUACAUCAGUAAUGUUUUCAGAGAUUCUAUGUAACUCACAUCUGCCACCUUCUUAUUCUUAUUCAGUAAAAUGAACUACAGGGUUUGUUCGUUGAGUUUAAUUUGAAUUUACAGUUUUGUUUAUUACGUUUGUCUGAAGCGUUAAAGGUUCAGCAGCAGGAAACAUCAAACAAAUGAUUAAUGGUGUGAGUGGGAAAUCAUUGGAGCUGUUAAAAGACCAAACACAGACACACAAAUCCCAGCGUCAGGGACCAUUGUUCCCAGUCAGAUAAGGUGACAUCAAAUAGAAGAGGCCGUUAUUACAGGUCCGUCUGCAGAGGGUUGAGGUGAAGCAGCAGAAGAAGAGAAGGUUUGAUUCUUCAGCUGCAGACACGGAGGACGUCAGUCGUCUGGAGACAAGCUGAGGUUCAGGAGGACGAUCGGGGACAAGCGGGUUCUGAAGGACAGGAGAGACGUGAUCCAGAACGUGUGAGACGCUGCUAAAGAGAAGAGUGUGAUUCUCUUUUGUGAUUCACACAAGAAAACCACAGAAACCUUUUUUUAAAGAUUCUAAAACCAGUCGACCACAUCGACACCUGUGAUCCUCGACACCUCGAACACAAAGGUUGAGAUGGUCGGUCACCAGUGGUUCACGAGGAUCAACAACCCGACGGCACGAGGAGCCGCCGCCCCCCCCGUCAGCCAAGCAGGAGCCGGACAUGUCUUCACGCUUCCUCUGCAGCAGAAACAAAGGGAGGUGUCAUCGUCUCUGUUCAGUUGUCGUCCUCUCGACGCUCUGUGUGUUGCUGCUCGCCACCUGCGCUGCUCUGGCCGUCCUGUAUAAUCUCCAAACAAACAGGAAGUCAGAGAAGCUCUUCAGCCACCAGACCCUGAGCAAUCGACACAGUUCUCUCACCAUAGAGAACCACAAACUGAAAAGAGACAAUGAAAUCUUAAAAGAGCAAAACGCUCGUCUGGACGAACGGAUCCAACUCGUCAACAGGACGACGGCCGAGCUGGAGUCCACGAAUCUGCUCUUGAGUUGGAAAAGCAGCGAGUUGACAGAGAGAGUCGUGAAUCUUACGUCCACGAACACGCAGCUGACGCAAGAACACGAGCAACUGGGUCAAUACUCAUCAGAGCAGGAGGAGCAGAGGCUGAACAUGUCUCAGUCCAUCGAGCUCCUGGUCAGUUCCAACACUCGCCUGCAGGAGGAGACCCGACGACUGUCCGAGACGAGCGACCUCCUGAGCGACGAGAUGAUCCAGGUGAAGGGAGAGAAUCAGGAGCUCCUGGAAAUCAACGACAGGUUUCAAGGAGAAAUUCUGAAUCUGACCGAGGUGAUUGGAGCUUUCUCAAAGGACGACCUGGAGAAGCUUCAGGAGAAAGUUACGCAGCUUCAAGAGCAAAACCAGAACCUGAGCGCGGUGCUGGUGAGGGAGCAGCAGGAGGCGGGGGAGCGGGAGGGGCGCAGGACCACGGAGGUCCAGCAGAUGGCAGCGGACGUUCAAUCAUGGAACGAGGCCUAUCGCUCUCUGGACCUCCACUGCCCCGUGGUCAAUCAGAAGACCAGAGAGCGAAUUUGCAAAAACUGUCCCGACCGCUGGAAACAGUUUGAGUCAAAGUGUUAUUACUUCUCCUCGCGCACGCUGACCUGGAGCGCCAGCAAGUCCUGGUGCCGGACACAAGGGGGCGACCUGCUCGUCAUCAACAGUGAACAAGAACAGAAGUUUAUUUUCCGCAGCAGUCGGAGUCCGGAUCCGUCCGGCACCAGACUGUGGAUCGGCCUGAGUGAUGAAGAGGAGGAGGGCGAGUGGCGCUGGGUGGAUGGCAGCAGAGUCUCUCCAGACGAGCAGUACUGGCUGAGCAGACCGGGAGUGGGAGCGGAGCCGGACGACUGGAAGCUGGACGACCCACUGGGAGAAGACUGUGGUCACGUGGACACGUCGGAGAACGCACUGAAGUCCUGGAUGGACGCUUCCUGUAAGAUCGCUUACAGGUGGAUCUGUGAAAAGAACUUUUAGCUCCUCCACCAACAUUGUUGUUUCUCAUUUCAUGUAUUUCUCUGUAUACGGGAGAAAAUUGUGUGAAAGUAUCUGUGAGGCGAUAAUUUUCUAACACAAUUAUUCAUAUAUAUUCAAAUCUGAGUUUUAAUAUAACAAUAAUGCAAGUGUCCUCUCUUACAUUUUUAUUUUCAGUCAGUAAACAUUUUGACAAAUGAUUUUUCAUUAUUCAAGUGAGAAUGACAAUAAAAAAAAUAGAAGAAUUGACUUUGAAAUGUUGAUACCAAUUUUUUUUUAGAUGGAAAAAUAUUUAUCCACCGAUUUAUUCACAGCUUCAUCUUGUUUGAUUUCAUGUGUUAAAAUAAUCGAUUGUAAAUAAAGAUGGAGGACAUGACAACACCCAGAAGUGAAGCCGAAUCAUUUGAUCGCCCUCUGGUGGCGAACUGCGGUUAUGAACCCUGCCUCCUCCAUGUUAGCAGAUGGUUUCUGUCUUUUGAGUUCCUCUCACACUGAUGUUUGUUCAUGUGUAUGUGUUUCUGAUGAGUUUGCUUUUGUUAUUUGAUGCGAUAAAUGUCAUGAUUGACAGCCCAGACUGACUGUGAUUAGUUAAAACUUGAAGCCACGCCUCCCCAACACGAUCACUUCUGCACAGACUUAUAAUUUAGCUUAAUUUUGUGCAUCGGGAGGAAGUGGAGACGUGUCAUCCAUCUUAGCCACAUCUAAUUACAGUCUGUGGCUAAGAUUAAUCAUUUGAAGGAUCAGGCUGCUCUCAUUAUAUAUUUUCUUCACGGUCAUUAAAUCCCAUGUGCAGACCAGAUCUCUAAAACCAUUCAGUUCCUUUUCAGAAGAGGAUCAGCGAUUAUCUUAAAUCAUCAGGUAACUGUUUGCCUCUUGGGGUAACGUAUAUAAAAGCUUUAUCCUCUGUUACUAUUCCUGCUUGGGUUUCCUCCUCCUGCAGAGUCGAGAGCACAGGAAACGUAUCGCUC